AUGUAUGUGGAUCAUGAUGGUAUCGUAUAUGUUGCUGAUUCGUACAAUCACCGUAUUGUCAAAUGGAUGCCUGGUGCUUCAAGUGGAGAGCUCGUGGCCAGCUCUCAACAAUUACAAAUAGAAAAAAAUCAAUUGGAGUAUGUUGCAUCGUUUGUUGUUGCCAAAAAUGGAACCAUGUUUGUUUGUGAUCGACCAAAUAGACAAGUACGACGAUGGAUUCCAGAUGCAAAUGAAGGAGAAGCGUUUAUUUUUAAUAUUUCAUGUUCUGGAAUAUUUCUUACAGAGAACGGCUUCUUAUAUGUAGCUGGAGAUGAGAAAGUUAUCAGAUGGCCUGGCAAUGAAGUGGUUGCAGGCGGCAAUGGCGCCGGACCUGGUCUCAAUCAAUUUUCUGGUACAUCUCGUAUAUUUGUCGAUCAAAAUGAAGUAGUUUAUGUGGCUGAUGCCGGAAAUCAUCGUGUAGUACGAUGGCCGCAUGGUGCUAAAGAAGGAAUUCUUGUCGCUAAAGGCGUUGUCGGAGGAUUUUCAUUACAUACGCCCAUCGGUGUAGUAGUUGAUCAGAUGGGUAGUACAUACGUACUGGAAUAUGGUACAUCGCGUAUAACUCGUUGGCUAAAAGAUGAUCCUUAUAAUGGCAUAGUUAUUAUUGUAGACAAGCCAACCACAAAUAAUCCAGUUCCAUUAGCGUCAUACACGUACAGAUACGAAUUAUUGUUUGACGCCGAAGGAAAUUUGUAUGCUGUCGAUCAAUACAAUCAUCGUAUUCAAAAGUAUCAGAUUGACAAAAGUGCUUGUUUGUGAGAUAUCGCUUGCAAAAAAACAAUAACUAGUUAUAUCAACAACAUCUUUUUGCACCUACUUUAUUUUUUAAGCAUUUUCAAUUAACUGAAGGUGACAUCUAUGGUUUUUAAGUGUUGUGCUUAUGAAUAAAAUUAAGUUGCAAAAAUAAAUUUCAUAGCUAUCAUUAGUCAUCAAUCAAUUGAAUUUAGUUUGGAACUAUAGAAAAUUUGAAAUUUAAUUUACAUGAAAAAAGUUGACUGUCUUGCAUUAUCAAUUUGAUUGCGCUCUCAUUUUCGAAAUCGAUGAACAAAGAGCGUUCAUGAAGGCAAAGAAAACGGGAAAGGAUUGAAUAGUAGCUGAUACAUUCGUCAGUUUCCCGUGAGGGUGUGACUGUGGCUAUUGUAUUCGUCUAUACCCAUACCUACACCCUCACUAUCACGUCACCCUUGUUUGUUCUUUUUAUAUCAUUAGUUAUUUUUUCUAAUGGAUAGAGGGUAUGAAUGUGGAUUGUAAAAGCAGAAGGAUCACAUCCCCACCUACUCUACAUAAAAAAUGAGUUAAUUGUGUUUUUCUUGCAAGCUAAAACGUAGAGAAAGGACCCCACCGAUUGAGAGGUGACAUCUGCCCCUCCACAAAGAUGCCAAUUUUAUAUCAUAGUUUUGUAGUUUAGACCCAACCCUAGUCCCAAUCCUGCUCAUUUCUUGAGAAAUCCUGGAAGGAUCUUUCACGAUCCCGAAUAUCAAGGAUCCUAUCAAAUUUUAUUCAGGAUCCCGUUUCAAAUCCUGGUAAUUCCUGUUUCCAGGAUUUUUGAAGGUGAAAAAAGGUCCUGUUCAGGAUUUCUUCAGGUAUCUGCUCAGAUUUUUUCUGAGUUGAGAAUACAGGAUCCUACCAGGAUUUACUCAAUAUCCUAUCAAUGAUCCUCUCAAAAUUAUAAGAGAGAAUUCUACCAAGAUUUUAUCAGGUUUUCGUCAGGAUCUAGAUCAAAUCUUUGUAUCAGCAUCCUGUCAGGACUACCAUUCACACCAGAUGAGAAUCUUAGAAAGAAAAUAACAAGAUUACUCAGAGUACGAGGUCGACUAAUUCUGCAAGCUUUUAAUCAGAAUCUUAUUCAGAACCCUUCAAGAAUAUGCGUUUCCACAUUUUGUAAGACAGUUUCAAUUUUAAUUAGGAUCUUGAUGAGAGAAUAUGAGGACUUAGCGAAGGUCUCUACUAGAGGGUGUGGAGUGUGGGUGUGUAGAUAUGGGUGUGGGUGUGGGCGUGGGUGUGGGUGUGGGUGUGGGUGUGGGUGUGGGUGUGGGUGUGGGUGUGGGUGUGGGUGUGGGGGGGGGUGGGGGGGGGGGGGGGGGGGCGGGGGGGGGGGGGGGGGGG
Rotaria sp. Silwood2 is the source of this 2145-nucleotide messenger RNA. NCBI's taxonomy places the organism in Eukaryota, Metazoa, Rotifera, Eurotatoria, Philodinida, Philodinidae. The record is from the annotation of a GenBank genome assembly.